UAUUUUACAUCUAGCCCUUUAAACAGAAAAUUAUCUGGAUUCUGGUAUUUUAUGGGCGUCAAGAAUGGCCGCAUGGUAUAUCGUAGAAUAGAACACAGGGCAUGUUUUAGAACGAUAUCAGUAUGUCAACCGGACGGAUACACGAUCUUUUUAGGAUUUAUGUAGUCCUUGUUCUUUUGGAAUGCCACUGGAAACUGGUAUGUGCGCAGCUUUCUUACUCUGUAUCAGAGGAGGUAAACCCGGGGACUACUGUUGGAAAUCUCGCUAAAGAUCUUAAUAUUAAUGUUAAUGACAUGGAUGCUCGUAUGUUUCAGACAGUUAGCGGAUCAAAGAAAAAAUACUUCGAUGUAAAUUUGAAAACGGGCAGUCUUUAUGUCAUUGAAAGAAUAGACCGAGAGGAGCUUUGUGCGAAGGCUGCAAAAUGCACCGUUAGUGUAGAGGCCGUUAUCAAUAAUCCACUAAAGCUGUAUCGUUUAGAAAUAAACAUCGUAGAUAUAAAUGAUAAUGCACCAUAUUUUCCUGAGAAACUGCAGUCUAUUAACAUUGCAGAAAGUACUGUGCCAGGAGGAAAAUUUGGAUUUAUAGGAGCGCUGGAUUUCGAUGUUGGGAAGAAUGAUGUCAGUACAUACAGGCUCAGCGCAAAUGAUUACUUUUCUUUAGAGAUCCACAAAGGCAGAGACAGCGUGUCAGCCGAGAUUCUGCUUCAGAAGGCACUGGACAGAGAAAAAGAAAGUAAAAUAAAGCUAACAGUAACUGCUGUCGACGGAGGAAAUCCUCCAAAGACAGGGACAACGCAAAUAGUUAUAAAUGUUCUUGAUAUCAAUGACAACGCCCCGGUUUUCAGCAGUGCCUUGUAUAAAACACGUAUUCUUGAAAAUCUACCAUUAGGUACAACUGUUGUCAUUUUAAAUGCAACAGACGCAGAUGAUGGAUUAAACGCUGAAAUAGAAUACUCACUGAGAAGCAAAGGUCAGGACCAUGUAUUAAAUUUGUUUAGAAUAGAUAGAGACACAGGGGCAAUUACGGUCAAAGGUAAUAUCGACUAUGAAGAAAAUCCUGCGUUUGAGAUUCAUGCUCAGGCAAGUGACAAAGGCCACUCUCCAAUGUCUGCACACUGUAAAGUGCUGGUAGAGGUGGUAGACCUCAAUGACAACGCGCCUGAGAUCUCUGUGACAUCACUACUAAGCACAGUAAAAGAGGAUGCACAAGUUGGUACAGCUAUUGCUCUCGUCUCAGUGCUUGAUAAAGAUGGAGGAAAAAACGGAGCAGUAAAAGCUGUUAUUCCAAUGCAGAUCCCAUUUAAACUGGAAACCAAUUAUAAAAACUAUUAUUCAUUAGUAGUUAAUGGCCAUCUUGAUAGAGAAACUAUGGCUGAAUAUAAUAUCACCAUAAUAGCAACAGAUGAAGGCACUCCACCUCUUACCAGCACCAGUGUCGUUAAUAUUCAACUUUCUGAUGUCAACGACAAUCCGCCUCGUUUCUCGGAGCAGGAGUUCAACGUUUAUGUAAAAGAAAACAGUCCAGUUGGAGCAGUUAUUAAAACUGUUUCGGCAGUUGACGCAGACAUCGAUAAAAAUGGACAAGUGAGCUAUUCUUUUUUAAAAAGUAGCAGCAACACAUCACCAUCGUCUUCUAUGGUUAAUAUAAACUCAGAGACUGGAGAUAUUAUCAGUUUGCAAUCGUUCAACUAUGAGGAGUUAAAAACGUUUCAGUUUAAAGUUCAGGCUACAGACUCGGGGGUCCCACCUCUCAGCAGCAACGUGACUGUCAAUGUUUUCAUACUGGAUGAGAAUGACAACAGUCCCACGAUUUUAGCGCCAUAUUCUGAGCACGGAUCCGUUAACAGUGAGAGCAUUCCUUAUUCUGCUGAAGCGGGAUAUUUUGUGGCAAAGAUCAGGGCUGUGGACGCCGACUCUGGAUACAAUGCACUGGUUUCCUAUCACCUGUCUGAGCCCAAAGGAAAUAACCUGUUCAGGAUCGGAACCAACACAGGGGAAAUCAGGACUAAGAGGAGAAUGAGCGACAAUGAUCUGAAAACUCACCCAUUGAUGGUGCUGGUUUCAGAUAACGGAGAACCUUCUCUGUCAGCUACUGUGUCUAUUGAUGUGGUCGUGGUUGAAAGCACAGCUGACAUCCAGACUCAGUUCAGACAUGUUCCUUUAAAGGAGGACAGCUUCUCUGAUUUGAACUUGUAUCUGCUGAUCGCCAUUGUCUCGGUGUCAGUCAUAUUUCUGCUGAGUCUUGUAAGUCUGAUAGCUGUUAGAUGCCAUAGGACAGAUGGCAGUUUCAGCAGGUACAGCGCCCCAAUGAUCACCACCCAUCCUGACGGGAGCUGGUCUUACUCUAAAGCUACCCAGCAGUAUGACGUGUGUUUCAACUCGGACACAUUAAAGAGUGAUGUACUGGUUUUCCCUGCACCGUUUCCGAAUGUAGAUGCGGACCUGAUCAGUAUUAAUGGAGGAGACACUUUUACUAGAACCCAGACUUUACCCACCAAAGAAAAGGUAAGAAUGCACAUAACUCACAAUCCUUCACUUUUGAUAAUUGAGAGACACAGCACCGGAGAGAAAGGGGGCAUUCAGAUUGUCUGCAAAAUGCUGGAUUUUUGA
Molecule: messenger RNA, 2609 nt
Organism: Melanotaenia boesemani (Boeseman's rainbowfish)
Lineage: Eukaryota; Metazoa; Chordata; Actinopteri; Atheriniformes; Melanotaeniidae
Product: protocadherin alpha-3-like
Exons: 2
Coding region: 123-2609 (828 amino acids)
Biological process (GO): homophilic cell-cell adhesion
Cellular component (GO): plasma membrane
Molecular function (GO): calcium ion binding
Source: RefSeq, a predicted model, not a curated record